Messenger RNA from Cylicocyclus nassatus, 885 nucleotides. The record is from the annotation of a GenBank genome assembly. Lineage: Eukaryota; Metazoa; Nematoda; Chromadorea; Rhabditida; Strongylidae.
AUGCAAAAUAAGUGCGAAUUUCUGAUCGGCGAUCUUUUUCUUCAAAGAGAAUCUGCAUCUGUGCACCCACCGAGUCAGUGUUCAAAACAAUCUUGGAAAGUGCUCAAGGGAGCUUGUGAAAAACAAGAGUGCAACCUUCUAUCACUGCUAGACGCGAGGGUUCCAAACAUCACAACGAGCACAAUGAAGCACAUCUUCUUCAGUAUAUGCCUGAUGUGCCUAUCAGUUCCUCUUCUAGGAGAAAUAGAAGUUGGAGAAGUGGAACCUGAUAGGGAAACGGGAGCUGAAAGGAAGGACGAGAGUAUGCUCACAAUAGCGAAUCUGGACAGCUAUUUUGACAUGAUGAAGAUGUUCCGAGGAAUGUUGCCAAAGGACCUAAUGUCGACCAUUGACAGUCUCAACAUAACCGAAAAAGGAGAGCUUGUAGCAUUCCUGUCUGAUUGGUAUCAUGGCCGUAUCAAGAAGCCAGAAAAUAAAGCAGAGAUUGUUGAAUUGAUCAAGGAUAAACUGCCAACAGUUUACGAGAAAAUCGAUGCGCUUAACACUACUUUCUACGAGAAAUUCCUCAAACUUAAACCAGAAACUCAGGAACUUCUGAGAUCGUGGCGUGAUAAGGCUAUUGAAUUGGAGGGUGAGACAGCAGCUGAAUCUGCGGCCAAACGGCUGCAAUUCCUCAGGGACGUCGCUCUUUCGGUACAAACGAUGAACAAUGAGACUAAAGAAGACAUUAGAUCGCAGUUCCCAUUGGCUGUGAAUCUGACGGAAGGGUUCGGCUUCACCGUUUUCACGACCAUGGCAAUGAUUGUGCAGAAGAUCAUGGAAGGUUUUGGUGCUCAAGGUGCGGCGACCGUUGCUCCUCAGGACUGUGCUGUGCCCAUGAAUUAA